ACAUACAAGGUAAAGACUCAGAUGCUUCAGUAGACCAUUAAAUUGUGCUGAGGCCAGCAGCACUGGCACUACAGCCGACAGGGCUGGUUAAUCCUCUGGAGAAGAAGUGGGACCUGGGCUGGUGCUCAUUUGGAAGAAUGAAACUUCUAUAGAAACUAAUAGGGCCUCCCCCCAAAACAUGCCACGGCCACUUCUGGCGGGCUGCUCACAUUCCCGAGGCCUGAAAGAAGAAGAAGAGGAAAUCCAGCCCUGUUACCACCACCACAUACCACCUCCUCCAGACCACAUCAAGGGUCACAUCAGCUCUGGAGACAAUCAGAUGAAAAAUUCAAAUGACCCACCCACAUUUUCUUUGAAAGGGAUGGGUAAAAACAAGAACCGUGGUCCGGGAAGACAGCAUGAAGUGAAAAAUAGAAAUUACAGAAAGAAAAUGGCAAGGCAGAACCUUGGGCUUGAAGUAGUGUCUUUGUCUCCAGAACCACUGGGCUUGAACUUGGAAUUUCAAGAGCCAUUAUACAAGGAGGCAACAGUUUCUGAUCAUUUAUCAGAUGACGAUGACGACUGGAGAGAAAGAUACCCGCCAUCUGCCUAUGACAAAGUGCAUCUGUCAAGGAUUGCCAGCAUGGCUCAGUGUGAUCCAUACAAUUACAACACAACUAGUCUUUCGGGGAUGGAGGCUUUCUCUUCGUGGGGGUUCAGUGACAACGAGACGUGUAUUGGGUGCCCUUCUCAUACCAAGACGGAUGAAAGCUACGUUGCCCAUGAAGAACCCAUAGAAAAUAUGGAAUACGUGUCUCCGCAGCUGAGCUACCAAGAGCUUAGGGAGGAAAAUUCUAUGCUGAGGAGGAAGAUCAGAAGGAUCCAAAACUUCUCAGAAAGUCAGACCCAAAUGGUAAGGAACCUGGAGAGGACAUUGCAGGCCACGGUGAAUAAAGAGGAGAAAGAUGCUCAGGAUCUGGAAGCUCUGGUGCAACAGGCAGAACAAAAUCUCCAGUGCAUGACUCAAAGAGCCCUGAAGGCAGAGAGUGAUGUUGAGAAGAUGAAGCAGGAGAUGUGCUUCCUCCAGGCUGAGCUGACCUGUUACAAAGUGGAGAACGAAAACCUGCGAUCAGGCCAAACUAGCAACAUGGGAGCAGUGAAACAGCAUGUUGAAAUUGCCUUGCAGAACCUCCUCAGGGUCACCAACCAUGCACACGCUACCAUCCACCAGCUCGUCUUUGGAGCUGAGACGUUGACGCUUGUUGCUGACCUCCUUAAAUCUGUAGGCAGGAUGUCUGAAGUUGAAGAGGAAGUGAUAAAAGAAACUUAGGGAGCUCUCUUGCCUGCAAGUGCAGUGCUCCUGUGGUACCUUUUGAAGCUUAAAGAAUUUGCUC
Podarcis muralis (Common wall lizard) is the source of this 1373-nucleotide messenger RNA. Its product is annotated as endosome-associated-trafficking regulator 1-like. NCBI's taxonomy places the organism in Eukaryota, Metazoa, Chordata, Lepidosauria, Squamata, Lacertidae. Gene Ontology annotation, biological process: positive regulation of cilium assembly; positive regulation of protein localization to cilium; regulation of cytokinesis. The record is from RefSeq and is a predicted model, not a curated record. Gene Ontology annotation, cellular component: recycling endosome; ciliary basal body; centrosome.